Dendroctonus ponderosae (mountain pine beetle) is the source of this 767-nucleotide messenger RNA. Its product is annotated as acidic mammalian chitinase-like. Gene Ontology annotation, molecular function: chitinase activity; chitin binding. Gene Ontology annotation, biological process: chitin catabolic process; carbohydrate metabolic process. Lineage: Eukaryota; Metazoa; Arthropoda; Insecta; Coleoptera; Curculionidae. Gene Ontology annotation, cellular component: extracellular region. The record is from RefSeq and is a predicted model, not a curated record.
AUGGGAAAACCGAUAUUGUUUGUUACUAUGCAAGUUGGGCGGUGUAUCGAGUGAACCAAGGCCAGUUUACAACUGAUAAAAUUGAUCCAACUCUAUGCACGAAAAUAGUUUAUAGCUUUGCCGGUUUAAACAUCGACCUGCAAGUGGCCUCUAUCGAUAAUAACGCCGAUAUCACUUUAGAUGGCCUACAGCGAGGAAUCAAGGGAAAACUUUGCCGAUCACGUAUUGAAAUUCAUCGCUUACUACGGCUUCGAUGGCUUGGACUUGGAUUGGGAGUAUCCCACUGCUAGGGGAGGAAUCAAGAGCAAAGUGUCUGUGUGGCUGGAAAAUGGGCUUCCCAGCGGCAAGCUCAUCUUAGGCGUUCCCACCUACGCACGUUGCUUCAAUUUGCUUGACAAUGAAGAACAUGGUAUCGGGGCUGCAGUAGAUAAGACCACUUGCGGCGGCCAAUGGACCGAUGAAGAUGGCUUUCUUUCGUUUUAUGAGGUUCAGGAGUAUCUAAGCAUCGGCAUCUGCCAGGGAUCCGAGAUUUCGGACGAUUCGGUUUAUGCCUGGUGUUCGGACAUGUGGAUGACAUACGAUAAUGAAGAAACCGUUGCAUCCAAAACAAAAUACGUUCUGGAGUCUGGAUUGGGAGGAAUAAUGGUUUGGUCCAUAGACACCGACGACUUUCUGGGCUUACAUGGCAAUAAAUUUUCGUUAUUGUCUUCAAUUUAUCGCACAAUAAAUGAGGGUUGAUUGGUCAAUUAAAUGUUAUUCGACAAUAA